Acanthamoeba castellanii str. Neff is the source of this 1746-nucleotide messenger RNA. RefSeq names its product arginine-tRNA ligase. The transcript has 11 exons. The coding region runs from base 1 to 1746 and encodes 581 amino acids. Gene Ontology annotation, cellular component: cytoplasm; mitochondrion. The record is from RefSeq and is a predicted model, not a curated record. Gene Ontology annotation, molecular function: ATP binding; arginine-tRNA ligase activity. Gene Ontology annotation, biological process: mitochondrial translation; arginyl-tRNA aminoacylation. NCBI's taxonomy places the organism in Eukaryota, Discosea, Longamoebia, Acanthamoebidae.
AUGCGCUGCACCUUCCACACCACCUCCGAUGGAUCCACACGGUUCAAGUGGGCCAUCGCUGAGCAAGUGGCGAGCCUUACGGACAUGAAGCCCGAGCAGGCGCUCUCGGCCGUUGAGAUUCCCAAGAAGGAGGGAGUGGCUGAUUUCGCCCUGUGCGUGGCCAAGCUCAACCGGUAUACCAAGCUCAAGGGCAAGCCGCAGGAUGUGGCCGUGGAGUGGGCGGGCAAGUUCACUGCCACACCCCUGCUGACUAGCGCCAAGGCCGACGGUCCCUACAUCAACUACGUUGUGGAUAAGAUUCCGCUUGCCGAGGAAGUUUUGAAGAUCGUGUACGGAUCGAAUGACCAAUGGGGCAAUUCGGCAGAUGGCAACGGCAGGACGAUUGUUGUUGAGUACAGCUCGCCCAACAUCGCCAAGCCGUUCCACUUCGGUCACUUGAGGUCGACCAUGAUCGGUAAUUUCUUGCGUAAUCUCUACAAAGCCCUGGGCUACAACGUCGUGGGAAUCAACUACCUGGGCGAUUGGGGAAAGCAGUAUGGUCUGCUGGCUGUCGGCUUCAGCAAGUACGGUUCCGAGGAGGAACUGGUGAAGAACCCUAUUCGUCACCUGUACGACGUGUAUGUGCAGAUCAACAAGGAAGCCGAUGACAACGAGGAAGUCGGCAAGGUCAUUCACGACCAGGCCCGUUCCUACUUCAGGAAGAUGGAGGAUGGCGACCCUGACGCCCUCGCUCUGUGGAAGAGGUUCCGCGAUCUGUCUAUCGACGAGUACAAGCUGCUCUACAAGCGUCUCAAUGUGGAGUUCGACGUUUAUUCUGGCGAGUCCAUGUUCAGCGAGGGAAUGGUGGAGGCCGUGAACCUCAUGCAGGAGAAGGGUCUCCUUCAGGAGGACAACGGCGCCCUGGUCUGCGAUCUGACGAAAUACAAGCUCGGCAAGAUCGUCAUCAAGAAGUCCGAUGGCACCACCCUCUACAUCACUCGUGAUAUUGCGGCGGCCAUCUGGCGUCAUAGGACGUAUGGCUUCGAGAAGAUGUUCUACGUCGUCGGCUCGCAGCAGAACCUCCACUUCCAGCAGCUCUUCAAGAUCCUCGACCUCAUGGGCUUCGAUUGGGCCAAGAAGUGCAACCACAUCAACUUUGGCAUGAUCACCGGCAUGUCCACCCGUAAGGGAACGGCCAAGUUCCUUUCCGACAUCCUCGAGGCUGCUCAGGAGCAGAUGCUCGACAGGAUGAAGGCCAACGAGGCGAAGAUGAGCGAGAUCACCGAUCCCGAGAAGACCGCUGAUGUCGUCGGCGUCUCUGCUGUCGUCGUCCAGGACUUCAGCGCGAAGCGUGUCAAGGACUACGGGUUCAACCUGGAGCGGGCAACCGCCGCCGAAGGCGACACUGGCCCCUAUCUCCAGUACGCUCAUGCUCGUCUCUCCUCGAUGGAGCGUAAGAACGACGUCAAGAUCUCCGACGCCAUCAACUUCCAGCUCCUGAACGACAAGGAGGCCCUCGACCUCAUGAUGAAGCUUGCUCGUCUGCCCGAGGUUGUCAGGCGCACCUCCGAGGAGAACGAGCCCUGCACCCUCGUCACUUACCUCAUGGAUCUGUGCCACUCCAUCUCGGCGGCGCACAGGGUCUUGUGGGUGAUGGGUCGGGAGCAGGACGUGGCAGAGGCGCGCAUGUUGCUCUUCUGGGCCGCCCGUAAGACGCUCGAGAACGGCCUCAAGAUUUUGGGUCUCGCUCCUCUCCAGAGGAUGUAA